Thecamonas trahens ATCC 50062 is the source of this 1164-nucleotide messenger RNA. RefSeq lists its product as uncharacterized. Gene Ontology annotation, cellular component: U2-type spliceosomal complex; post-mRNA release spliceosomal complex. Lineage: Eukaryota; Apusomonadida; Apusomonadidae. The transcript has 2 exons. Gene Ontology annotation, biological process: mRNA splicing, via spliceosome. The coding region runs from base 1 to 1164 and encodes 387 amino acids. Gene Ontology annotation, molecular function: RNA binding. The record is from RefSeq and is a predicted model, not a curated record.
AUGCCGGGCGCGUCCGAAGAGGAGGCCAAGGCGGCGAUGCGACGGCAGCCGACCAUCUCAGUCCGAUUCGAGCUGCCGUGGUCGGUGUGGUGCAACCGAUGCGAAGGGCUAGCGGUCAAGGGCUCGCGGGCAACCGCUACCAAGGACCAUGUCGGCUUUUACUACACCACGCCGGUCUUCACCUUUACUUUUCCGUGUCCGCUCUGCUUCGACAAAGCAGCGCCGAUGGUCCUCGCUACGGAUCCGAAGCAUCGCGACUUUGCAGUCAUUACCGGCGGCCGGCGCAAAGCCGAGCCGACGCGUCCACCUCCACUACCCCGACUCGAGACCGAUCCGCACGCUUCGGCCAUUGCCUCGCUCGAGGCCCGCUUGCUCGGCGAGCCUGAUGCCGAGGCCGCUGUCCACGACUACGACGCACUCGAGGCCGCGCUCGCCCGCUCGCAGGUGCUUCACCGCGACGCGCUUGGCGGCCCGCUGGCAGCUGCGCGGACCGCCGCCCGCUCCCGGCGCCAUGCCACUGAGGCUGCGCGUCGCGAGGCUGAGGCCCACCUCUGUCCAGCGUCGGUCCGGCUGGCCACGCCGGCGCCGGCCGACGCCGCCGCAGCGCGUGCCGCCAUCCGCCGGCGCAUCCUGGCCAAGCGCCGUAGGGACUCGGCCGAGCUCGACAGCGAGCCCAUACUCACACCUCCGCCGCCACCGUCCAAGAAGCUUGCCUCGCUUCGCUCUGACAUGACUGUCCGCAAGCCGUCUGCCCGCUCGGCCGCCUCCGCCGUCGCCUCCGCCAAGUCGCACAUCGGCACCCGCUCGGGAGCCAAGGAAAAGAGAUCGGUGUAUGUGGCGCCACUGCGGCAGUCGAUCACCACCGAUGAACUGUACCAGGCCGUGACGGAAGAGACUGGCGCAGUGGUCCUCUCGGUCAAGCUCAAUCGCCGGGCUCAGUCCAAGGCCUUUGCGGGAUCGGCGUACGUCGAGUUUGCCAGUCAUCGCGAUGCACAAGCGCUGGUCAAGUCGAACUGGGUCUACGAUGGCGUUGCUCUUGAUCUGGCUCUCCGCUCCAAACACGAAAAGCUCAAGGAGCGCGCACAGGUUGCAAAGUCCAAGCAGCGCGCCAAGGAGACCAAGAAGAAGCGUCGCACUGCCGAUACAGACGCCAACUAUAUCUAG